This is a messenger RNA of Pollicipes pollicipes, 2156 nucleotides long. RefSeq names its product cellular tumor antigen p53. Gene Ontology annotation, molecular function: RNA polymerase II cis-regulatory region sequence-specific DNA binding; DNA-binding transcription factor activity, RNA polymerase II-specific. NCBI's taxonomy places the organism in Eukaryota, Metazoa, Arthropoda, Thecostraca, Pollicipedomorpha, Pollicipedidae. The record is from RefSeq and is a predicted model, not a curated record. The transcript is spliced from 6 exons. Gene Ontology annotation, biological process: regulation of transcription by RNA polymerase II; apoptotic process. Gene Ontology annotation, cellular component: nucleus. The coding region runs from base 107 to 1402 and encodes 431 amino acids.
GUGGUGGGUGUUGGUUGCCGGCGCCCGGGCCCGAACAGGUGACGUCUUCGAUGAUCAGAGACGCCGUAGUCAGCCACCAUUCUCUGAGCGAUCCAACGUAGCGGCGAUGUCUUCCACGGACACGGACACAGAGCCGCUGUUCGUGCCGGAAGUUUUUCAGCGCAUUGCCGCAGAAAACGGGAUGGUUGACAACAGCCGCGAGAUGGCUGACAUCUUCGAGGGUGGCUGGGACGGUCCUGCCCAGUCCGAUAGUCCCGGUCGGCUUCAGUCCGGCGAGCUGGGCGUGCUCAGGCAGUUCAGUGACCUGUUCGACAGUCCUCCAUCGGACCAGCCGACACCGGAGCUGCAGACGGCAGAGGGCUCGUGGCCCGGGACGGCGACCCGCAUGCUGGUGCCCGCGCAGCUGUCGGCGCAGCAGCGAGCGGGCGAGCGGCCGCGGUACGUGCUGCCGCACCCGUCACCGCCGCCGGCGCCCGUCACCUCGCCCGUGCAGCCGUCCGGGGACCGGUUCGUCGAGUCGGCCGUCAACAACGCGAUCCCGGCGCUGGAGAACUGGCCUGGCCAGUACGACUUCCACGUGACGGUGCGCACGCCGCCGCCCGCCCAGCACGGCCGGCAGCAGCCGUACGUCUACGACACGGAGACCAACAAGCUGUACGUGGAUAUGAUGAUCGCCGUGCCGUUCGGCUUCAGCGUGGCGGACGGCGUCGACACGAGCCAGCUGAGCAUCUCAGCGCUGCCGGUGUACCCGGAGAUGCAUCACGUCAAUAACCCGGUGCGCCGGUGCCCCACCCAUCGCCAGCCAGACGACGAACAUAACGCGGAGGCCGGCGGACACGUGGACCACGUGAUUCGUGCCGUGCACCAGAGCGCCACGUACCGCGAGACUGGCACCACCAAGGAGCGCCGGAGCGUGGUGGUGCCGUACGAGCGUCCCCAGCCUGGCACGGACGAGUGCAGGGUGCUCUACAAGUUCUGCUGCAUGAACACCUGCGUGGGUGGCAUUAACCGCCGUCGCCUGGUGGCGCUAUUCACAUUGGAGGACCGCAGCACGGGCGAGACGCUGGGCAGGCAGACGGUGGAGGUGAAGGUGUGCAAGUGUCCGCACCGUGACUUCCGCACCGAUCAGAUGCGCCGUCGGCCCUCCAAGCCCAAGCCCCGGAAGCGACCGCUGGAGUCCGUGCCGCCGCCGCCGCGCCGACAGUGCGUCGGUCAGCUGGUGGUCCCGGUCGACGACGAGGCCAUGUACGAGUACUUGGUGUCUGUGAGGGACGCGUUGCGCACGUACCGGCUGCGGGUGACGGCACCGGCGGUCGCCGAGGAGCCAGUUGAGGAGCUGGAGGUGACGCCCGACGUCCAUCGGCGGCCCACGCUGCCUUCCAUCAAGAUGGAGGCGCCGUAGCUCGCCGCCACGUGCACUGCAGAAACGCCGCCUCCAGCGGCGGCCAGUGGUGCUGCAUGCGGUGGCUGGUGCACCGGUUGAUUAUGCUUGUGAAUCGUUGAAUACUUGUUUUCUGUUGAUCGCGCGGUAUGGCUUGUAUCAAGAAAACUGACAACAAAUUCCACGGACGGCUCUGUUGCACCGCAAGCUGUCACAGUGUAUUUAGUGUCAAAAGCGUUAGUUGACGAAUAGCAAGAUAAUGAGUUCGGAGCUCAAGAGUUGCCGGGGGGCUUUCGAGGCUGUGUAUGGGAAGCACACGUGGCUAUGCGCCAAAUGUGUCCACGAUCUCGGCCGAUUGGCACAUGAAAGUUACGGGCCAGAACGUGGUCCGCUGCAACAUAUAGUGCCAUUGGGAGCUACCCAUACAUGUUUUUUGGAUCGGGACUUUCCAUUUGGCCUUACGGGUUACCGCGCGCUUUGAAAUCCCGAAAUCCAGUCCCCGCCUCGCAUCCGAUGGGGUCUCAUCGGGCCCCAAGCCGCGUACACGCGACAGGGCUUGAUUUGUGAUGACUUUUCGGAGGGCGUGCGCAAGUAUCUGCAGAGAGUGACGUAACCACCGAUUUUGUCUCGAAGGAGUCUUUCGCUUGUGUAUGGGGGCGUCGCGAUGCUGCUGCUCGCGCGAUGCGCGAUGCUCGCGAUGCUGUAAGGUGCGGCCGGUAUAGAAAGUGAGUAGUCGCGUGGUCUGAUCCGCGAAUACAGUGCCUCGUGUACCAAG